This is a messenger RNA of Aedes albopictus (Asian tiger mosquito), 573 nucleotides long. RefSeq lists its product as uncharacterized. Lineage: Eukaryota; Metazoa; Arthropoda; Insecta; Diptera; Culicidae. The transcript has a single exon. The coding region runs from base 1 to 573 and encodes 190 amino acids. The record is from RefSeq and is a predicted model, not a curated record.
AUGUCCACCCGUCCGGACAUCUGCUACCCGGUCGGCUAUUUGGGUCGGUUUCAACAACAGCCCGGCCAACAGCAUUGGGUCUCAUUGAAACGUGUUGUUCGGUACCUGCAAGGUUCAAAGAACUUGGUGCUGACAUUGAAGAGGAGCGCAAACGCCCAGCCACUAGUUGGAUUUGCGGAUGCAGAUUGGGCCUCCGAUACUACCGAUCGGAAGUCAGUCAGCGGCUAUUUAUUCCAGGUGUUCGGCAACACCGUUUCGUGGUCCAGUAAGAAACAGACUACUGUGGCCACAUCGUCGAGCGAGGCGGAAUACGUAGCAUUGAGUGCUGCGGCAGCUGAAGCUAUUUGGCUGUCGGGACUUCUGGAUGACCUUGGAUUGAAGACCGUCAAACCCGUACCGAUCUUCGAGGACAACAGAGGAUGCAUCGGGAUGGAGAAGAAUCUCGAGAGCAAACGGGCUAAGCACAUCGGCAUCAAACACCACUUUGUGCGGGACCAUAUUGCUACUGGAGACCUCACUGUGAAAUCCAUUCCGACUUUGGAGCAGCUGGCGGAUAUACACUACCCGUCAUAA